CUGCUCCGAGCUGCCGCCGAUGCGGUGGCGGUGACGGAUCGACGGUGGUGGUGGUGGGGGAGGAGGCCGGGGGCGCCCGCGGUGGCGAGGGGGGGUAGGGUGCUCGCCGCGCGAUCUGCUGAUCCGGGACAUGCGUGAGGCGGGAGUGUUUUAGCAAGGCCGUUGUUGCUGGAUUUCCUUUUUUUUUUGUGUGUUGGAACUGGAAUGGGACAUAACGGUUCCAAGCGGAGUCCGACACGGGGGGCUGAAGACGGAGGAAUGAAGGAUUUGGAGAAGUCUACCCCCUUGGAGUUUAACGAGCCCACCAGUGAUGGUGAUGUGGAUCUUGGUGGAGGGCUCACUGUGGUGGGGAGGAAAAGAAAGGAUGGAAGGGGUUCUGUGGAUGAGAAUGGGGGCUCCACAAAGAGGAUUCCGAGGUCAAGCUCAAUGAGUCUGCAUGUUGAUGCUGAGACAGCAGGGGAUUUGGCUUUGGAUGUUUGCCAGGGUAAGAGUCUGGAGAAGAAACAAUGUGAUGUCAAAGCUGAGGGGGAUAGAGGAGGGAUGCUGACAGUUGAUUCUUGCAAUGCUGAGGAAGACAGGGAAGUAACUGAUGUGAUUGUGAGUGAUGCCGUGGUAGAGGAAGUUAGGUGUUCUGUGAAUAAUGUGGAAAGUUUUGGUCUUGCUGAGGUUGAAGUCGCUGAAGGGAAUGGCUUUGGCACUGACAUUCUGGAAUCUGAUGUUAAGACAGAGAAGGCAGAUGACAAAAUGUCUACACCUUCUGAGGAGCAGAAUGAAUCUGGAGGGGGAACAAGCGUAAUGUGCAUCAAUGAUUCCCAGGAAAACAAGGGGAUUAAUGGGCCUUGCCAGGGAGAGGUCAUAGACCCAUCAGCUACAGCAAAUGGUGAUGAGUUGAGCAUGGGUUUAAGCAGAAGCAACCUUACAAAUGGACAGGAAUCUAUUGAGGAAGAGGAUACCAUUGUGCGUGAUAGUGAUGAUCAGAAAAUUGAGAAGCAUUGUCAGGUUGAUGAUGUGCAUAAAGAAUCUGAGAUUUCUCCGAUUGAAAAUGGAAGAUGCACAGUUGAUAACCACAUUAUGCUAACUGAUUGCACUAACCAGAGAAAGGGGAUGGACAGUCCUGUGAAUGAAACUAAGGGGGAUUCAACUCCCGACAUAGUAUUUAUAAGGAGAAAGUCCAUAACUAGAAAAACAUGUGAGGCAAAGCAGUUGAAAUCUGAAGAGGAGGUUCAAUUUGAGAAGCGAGUUACAAGGUCUGCUACGGUUAGACAGAGAGAGGUUUCUUCUGCGUGCAUAAGUGCUACAACUGAUGCUAACUUGGAAAGCAAAGAGAUGAAGGAAGAUGUUCUCCAUCAUUAUACAAGGAAGGCGGGCAGUACUGUACGCUCAAAAACUCAUCACAUGGAGGUGGCAGAAUGUGACACUAAUACAAAGAAGAAACUAAAAGGAAAUGUUACCACUCGAAGAAACUCAGGCGUCACUGGCAAUGGUGAUCAUGCAAGUAUCAUGCAUAAUAAGGAAUCACAAACUGAGAUGAAGACCAAUUUGAAGUCUCAACCACUCACAAGAAGGGGUAGCAUUGUAAAUAAAACAGAAGAUGCGGUCUCUGGAUUGGAUCACAAUGUCUGUAGUUCAGCCAUUACUGAUAAAAAUGAUGUAGAGCUUACAGAUUCUGAAGGAGUUAAAUCUGAUAAUAGGACCACUGUGCGGAAACCAAUAUUAUCAGUUGGUGCUAAGAUUGUCGCCAGUAAGAAGAGGAUAUUGGAAUCAGAGCUUGACAAAACUGGCGGAGCAUCUCCAGUUGCAAUACCAUCCAUAAAGAAGGCAAGAGAUACAUCUUCAGACACUAAGCUAGAGCAACCAAAGAAGUCUUCUGGAAAGAAACUUACUAGAAAUAACCGUGGCUUGGAUAAGAAAGGUAUGUCUACCAGACAACAGCAUCGCAGUCAAACAGCUGAGUUGAGGACGUCUGUGAAUCGUUCUAAUAAAAGCGAACGUAAGCCAUCACAAAAUGAAUCUAAUGUUGAUGGAACUGACAGCGAUACCUCCUUAAAGAACACUAGUGUAAGACGCACUCGAAGUGGUGGUCUUGUACCCAAAAAGCAAGAUAAUUCUAGUGAAUCUGAGGAAGUGAUUGUAGUGAGAAAAAACCGUCAAAGAGUAAAAUAUUCUGGGCAGAUUCAAAUGUCUGGAUCUAUACCAACGCAUCCUUCUGGUUCUUCGAGAACAAGCCAUUUUGAUAAAUCUGCUUUAACUAAAUCUGAGCAUAGAUCCUUUUCUCGGCAGGCGGAGAAGGAAAAAAUUAAAGCUCCCAAAGGCAAUAGAAAGGAAGACAAGGCUUCCAGUGUGAAAUCUUCAAGUCCAAGUGAGCAGAUAAAUACAGGAAGUCUCCGUGAAGAGAAACAAAAAAUAAGUGAACAUAUAAAGGGCAUACUUUUAAAUGCUGGCUGGACAAUUGAUCUGAGACCCAGGAAUGGCAGAAAUUACUUGGAUUCUGUUUAUAUACCUCCUAGUGGUAAAGGAUCUUACUGGUCUGUCACCAAAGCUUAUGCUGUGUUCCUCGAAGAUGUGGAGUGUGAGCAAAAGGGUGGAGCCAAAAAUCAAAGACCAUCAAAGAAAUCUGUAGGUAGCCCUGGAAAAAAACAUCUUUCAGAGGAAAUCCUUAGCAAAUUGAAAAGAAUAGUCGUUAAUAAACGGAGAACCAAAGUAGAACUUCUGAAGUUGAAAAAGAGGAGACACAAUUUACUGAAAAACAAGAAAUAUUCUAAGGGCAAGUCAAGGGAAAAGAAAAAUAAAAUUUCAAAUUCGAGAAAGUUGAAUUUAGGCAGUGAAAGAAAAAAACGAGGUGGUUGUGCUCUACGUGCUCGUGGAUCAAAUAAGGAAGGGGGAAGCAGCACUAAUGGUUUUGUUCCAUAUGAAUGGAAACGUACAGUUUUAUCCUGGUUGAUUGAUCUUGAUAUUGUUUGUGUCAAUGCUAAACUGAAAUGUAUGGAUGAAACCCGCACAGAUGUAUUACUGGAAGGUAUAAUCACUAGGGAUGGAAUUAACUGCAGCUGUUGCAGCAAUGUCUUUCCGGUACUUGAGUUUGUGGCUCAUGCUGGGGGUUCAGUCAGCAAACCUUAUAGAAAUUUGCUUGUAGAUGGGAUGGACACUGACCUUUUGCAUUGUCUCAUUAAUGCAUGGGAUAAGCAGUCUGAUUCCGAGAGGAAGGGCUUUUUCCCUAUUAGCACCGAGACAGAUGACCCCAAUGAUGACACAUGUGGUAUAUGCGGUGAUGGAGGCAAUUUGAUCUGCUGUGAUGGAUGUCCCUCAACAUUCCACAUGAAUUGUCUAGAACUUGAGGCUCUUCCCUCUGAUGAUUGGCGUUGCGCUAAAUGCACUUGUAAAUUUUGUCAGAAACAUCCAAGUCAGGAUGCUCAGGACAUUGCUGAAGUUGAUUCUGAACUCUGCACUUGUUUGCAGUGUGAAGAGAAAUAUCACCCAGGCUGUUCUCCUGAGACUACUAGUACAUCCAGUGUCUCCAGUCAGGCAGGCAAUUUUUUCUGCCAACAAAGUUGCAGACUGCUGUCUGAGGGAUUGCAGAAUCUUCUUGCUGUGAAGAAGGAUCUUGAAUCAGAAUUUUCAUGCAGAAUUAUUCAGUGUAUUCAUGAAGAUGUACCAGAAACAGUCAUUGCUUUGGAUGAAAGGGUUGAAUGUAAUUCCAAGAUUGCAGUUGCUCUUUCAUUAAUGGAUGAGUGCUUUCUUCCGAUUCUUGACCAAAGAACUGGUAUCAACUUGAUACGUAAUGUCGUGUACAACUGUGGGUCAAAUUUUGUUCGGAUGGACUUCCGUGGAUUCUAUAUCUUUACUUUAGAACGUGGAGAUGAAAUAAUAGCUGCAGCAUCUGUCAGAAUACAUGGAACCAAGUUAGCAGAGAUGCCAUUCAUUGGUACUCGGAAUAUGUAUCGUCGCCAAGGGAUGUGCCGCCGAUUGCUAGAUGGAAUUGAAAUGAUCCUCAGCUCUCUCAAUGUUGAAAAGUUGAUAAUUCCUGCUAUCGCUGAACUUGUGGACACCUGGACGUCUAAAUUUGGAUUUAGUCCACUUGAUGCUUCUCAAAAGCAAGAAGUCAAGUCUAUCAAUAUAUUAGUUUUUCCUGGUACAGGUCUUCUUCAAAAGCCACUGCUGAAGAAGACUUCACUUGAGGAACACCUGGGAUCUCAAGAAGUUGAUGGUGUUUCCUCUGAGCUCAAGUCUGGGAUAGCUUCUCAUGUGGCCAAUGAAGAUUCUCUUUGUUCUGCAAAUGAUGAGACUCAAGGUUCGGCCGUCACAUAUUAUGUGGACAGCACCAAAGAUGCUAGUGCCUGCAACGAUUGAUAAGCUUCCUUCGCGUUUUUUGGGCCCUGUCAAAAGGCACACCUUUUGACUCGGCAUGCGGUUCUUCAGUUGGCAGAAGUAGCCUGGAUAGAGAGAGGGCGUGUUUUUGAAGAUCCCUUGCGGCAGCACUUCGGUUCUGCUCCAUUGAUGAUUCAAUUGACUCUUUGGUUUUGGUUUGACUUGAAACCAGCCUGUGCAGUGUUGGACUCCGAUCACCCUAACUUUAAGUCGUUUACCUGUAAAGUCAACAUGUAGAACCGGGAUGAUAGUUUUUAUUCCGUGUUUUUUUGGAUGGUUAACUUAGUACCGAAGGCCAGCGUGUGCUGCAAAAAUCUUCGUACAUGUUUCAUUACCUGCUAUGUAGCAGUAGCUUUGUUUUUGCCAGCCCAUUUUUUGCAGCCAGAUCUCAUCUGUGAGACACUAAUGUAUGGGCAAGCAGAAAAAUUCUAGAUAGGCUACCUGUUCUCUCAUGUUUGUACAUCUGAUAGUGUUAUGAGUUAUGCCAUCUAUCCUCGUGUUCUUGUA
Oryza brachyantha (malo sina) is the source of this 4872-nucleotide messenger RNA. RefSeq lists its product as uncharacterized. The record is from RefSeq and is a predicted model, not a curated record. Gene Ontology annotation, molecular function: transcription corepressor activity. NCBI's taxonomy places the organism in Eukaryota, Viridiplantae, Streptophyta, Magnoliopsida, Poales, Poaceae. Bases 205 to 4347 code for a protein of 1380 amino acids. Gene Ontology annotation, biological process: negative regulation of DNA-templated transcription. The transcript has 10 exons.